UACCGCGGCCGGCUGGGGGUGGGGUGGCGGCCCCCCCUUUGUGGACCAGGCUCUGGUUUGGGGGAAGGGCCACAGAGACCCCCAGGGGCAGAGUGCUCCGACAGUCUGUUCCCCAGUCCUGGACUCGGUGCACGCUAAGGUGACGCUCUUCCCAUGCUUCUGUCCCCAGCCAAGGUUCUAGCCCCGGUGGCCGUGUACCGUGGGAGUGUCCCUCGGACCAGUGCCGGGCCCCGCGCACUUCCGGGCGGAAGCAGUGACUCCAGGCUUCGGACUUAUGGAGAAGCCUCCCUCCAGCCAGCUCCGAGGGUCCUGCAAGAGGAGCCGUUGCAGCCCUUGAGUGGACAAGUGGACCCCGGCAGCCUCAAGCUGGAUGCCCCUCCAAAGGGAUGGCAGGCCAGGAAUGGCCACCCCAGGAACAUUGCUGCCUUAUCUCUGGGGCCCAACCACCCGGCACCCUUUUUGGAGUCUGAGGCCAACAGUGUGGCCCGGGACACCACCCAGAUCAAGGACAAGCUCAAGAAAAGGAGGCUCUCAGAGGGCUUGGCAUCAUCUUCCCAAGUCUCUCUGGAUCCUUUGGGAGGCCCCAGAGGAGUUCCUCUGAGGAGCUUCAUCCCCCGGGCCACCUCUCAGAGGCUGCUGAGGGUGCCCAAGCCGAUGCCCCCCAUCCAGAGCAUCCCCACCACCCCUGAGGCUGGCGGAGCCAAGGAGAAUGGCCUGGAUCUGCCUGGGAGCAGCCAGGGUCCCCAGGAGCUGAGACCCGGAGCCCAGGAGGUGCAGAUCUCCAGGCACUACCUGCACUGCAAGGAUGAGAAGAUGCACAAGUCACUGGGGGGUCUUGUGAUCCCGCCCAUCCCAAAGGCCGGGGUGCCCGCUGGGACCCCCUCCGGUGCACCUGGCUCCCUUCCCCGCCUCCUGCCUCCAGGCCAGGAUGUCCUCACGGGCCUGAGGGUCCCCCGCACAGGAUUGGUUCGGGAGAGUGGGCCUCGGGAGAAGACCCCUAAAUCUCUGGAGCCAAAACCUUCGGCUCCACCUGCCAGAGACAGGUCUGAUGCCCCCGAGAAGGCUGCCCUGCCUUCAUCUCAGUCUGCUUCUACUCUGACAACCUUCUCCUUCGGCCAUGCCAAAGAAGCCCGCCUCUUGCUCAAAGAAGAGGACCAGAGGGAGAGCAGUACCAAGAUCCAGGUCACCAUCUCCAAGUCUGCCCAGGAGAAGAUGCGGCUGAGGCAGAUGAAGGAGUUGGAGUUCCAGAGGGCACAGGAGCCGGAGAGGGAGAGGGAGCUUGCUUCCCAAAGCCUGGGCUCCCGGAGAGCCCUGGUGAAGGAAGGCCUCCUUCCCCUCCGGGGCAGUGGAACCUUGUCUGUGUCCACUGGGCUGAGCAUCCCACGCAGAAACAUGGGUGUCACCCUCAGGAAGCGGGCCAACCGGGCCUCACUACCCAGCAUCCCUGUCAGCAAGCAGGAGCCCAGCUUUGCCCGCCAUGCUUCAGCCAACUCACUCCCUGCGGUGCUUGCCUUGGGGUCUCCCGAAUGGGAAGAAGAGGAGGAGGAGAUGGCUCUCAGAGCCUCUAAGGAGCUGAGGCCUUUCUCGAACCCUGAGCUGGGGCUGAUGGAUGCCCUCCAGUGCCUCGAGAGCAGCGACUGGCAGAUGAAGGAGAAGGGCCUGGUGAGCAUUCAGCGCCUGGCGGCCUGUCAUUCAGAUGUCCUUGCUGGGAGGCUGCACGACGUGUCCUUGGCUGUGACGGGGGAGGUCACCAACCUCCGCUCCAAAGUGUCACGCCUGGCCAUCAGCACCCUGGGAGACCUCUUCCGGGCCUUGAAGAAGAACAUGGACCAGGAGGCCGAGGAGAUCACCCGCUGCCUGCUCCAGAAGAUGGGGAAUACCAGCGAGUUCAUCCAGAGAGCGGCCAACCGGUCCCUGGGGGCCAUGGUGGAGCAUGUGACCCCUGCCCGCUCCCUGGGGGCCCUCACCUCAGUGGGCAUCUACCACCGAAACCCCUUAGUCCGGAAAUGCACUGCCGAGCACCUCUCAGCCGUCCUGGAGCAGAUAGGCGCCGAGAAGCUUCUCUCAGGCACCAGGGACAGCACAGAUAUGCUGGUGCGCAACUUGGUGAGGCUGGCCCAGGACUCCAACCAGGACACCAGGUUUUAUGGCCGGAAGAUGGUGAAUGUCUUGAUGUCGAACACGAAGUUUGAUGCAUUUCUAAAGCAGAGCCUCCCGUCCCAUGACCUGCGGAAGGUCAUGGCUGCCAUUAAGCAGCGGGGAAUAGAAGACAGUGAUGGACUUCCAUCUGCCAAGGGCCGGAAGGUGUCAAGGAGUCUGGUGCUGUGUGAGAACGGGCUGCCCGGCGAGGAUGGGCUCAGUUCCAAUGGCCCUCGGCUGGCAGGGCUACGGCCCUCCAUGCACAGUGGCCCGGAGGUGGUGGAAUGGCUUCGGGAGCUGACGCGACUGCUGGAGGCCAGAGAAUACCAGUCUCGGAUGGAGGGCGUGGGGCGGCUCCUGGAGCGCUGCAAGGCUGAGCCAGAGCUUAUCACCGCCAACCUGGUCCAGGUCUUUGAUGCUUUCACCCCAAGGCUUCAGGACUCCAACAAGAAAGUGAACCAGUGGGCCCUGGAGUCCCUUGCCAAGAUGAUCCCCCUCCUCAAAGCAAGCUUACACCCUAUGCUGCUCUCCAUCAUCAUCGCUGUUGCAGACAACCUCAACUCCAAGAACUCGGGGAUUUAUACCGCCGCCACGGCUGCGCUGGACGCCAUGAUUGAGAACCUGGACAAGCUUUGCCUCCUACAAGCGUUUGCUGGGCAGGUGCGCUUCCUGAGUGGCCGUGCAGUGCUUGAUGUCACAGAACGUCUGUCCGUGCUGGUGGCCUCUGUUUACCCCCAGAAGCCCCAGGCCGUGGAGCGUCAGGUCCUUCCGGUCCUCUGGUAUUUCCUGAACAACAUGACGGGGAACGGUGUCCUGCCUGGGCAUGGCGGGAACGUCCGCGUGGCGGUGUGCCGGCUGUCCAGGGGCCUCCAGGAACAGAUGGGCUCCCGGCUGCGGCACCUGGCUGCUGGCCAGCCAAAGCAAGUCCUCAAAAUGCUCCAGGAACUCUUAGACACGGAAUCCCGGUGAGGCAGCCCCAGCCAACGUCACCGACAGAGGGGUGGCAUCUGACAGCAAGACAACUGGCAGCUCGUGCCCCUUUCGCCUGGGUUACAGACGGAUCUGAAAUGGGCAGUCAUUAUUUUUUAUCUUACUUGAUUUUUAUGAUGGAACAGUCUCCUGGCCGACUUUCUCUUAGAGUUCCAGAUGCACAUAGUAUAUUUUGAAGUAGGAAUAAAGGAAUUAUAUAUUUUUCUAA
Messenger RNA from Lynx canadensis (Canada lynx), 3337 nucleotides. It is a transcript of the gene TOGARAM2, whose product is annotated as TOG array regulator of axonemal microtubules 2. Gene Ontology annotation, biological process: microtubule cytoskeleton organization. The coding region runs from base 154 to 3108 and encodes 984 amino acids. The transcript has 18 exons. Gene Ontology annotation, cellular component: cytoplasmic microtubule; cilium. NCBI's taxonomy places the organism in Eukaryota, Metazoa, Chordata, Mammalia, Carnivora, Felidae. The record is from RefSeq and is a predicted model, not a curated record. Gene Ontology annotation, molecular function: microtubule binding.